Centruroides sculpturatus (bark scorpion) is the source of this 653-nucleotide messenger RNA. It is a transcript of the gene Pop5, whose product is annotated as ribonuclease P/MRP protein subunit POP5-like. Bases 69 to 545 code for a protein of 158 amino acids. Gene Ontology annotation, biological process: tRNA 5'-leader removal. The transcript has a single exon. Gene Ontology annotation, molecular function: ribonuclease P RNA binding. The record is from RefSeq and is a predicted model, not a curated record. Gene Ontology annotation, cellular component: ribonuclease P complex. Lineage: Eukaryota; Metazoa; Arthropoda; Arachnida; Scorpiones; Buthidae.
ACAAUCCUGGCAACACUUAAACAUAGAGAGAUACGAUAAAAACACGUGGAGGAUGGUGAGAUGUUAAGAUGGUUCGUAUCAAAAAUCGUUAUUUUGUAACAGAAAUAUCAACUUUAGAUAAAAUUUCUGAGACAACUUGUCUCCCUAUAAAUGGGAGAAAUAUUUUCGAAGCCGUUAAAGAAGUUCUUCAAAGGUUUCAUGGAGAUUAUGGACUUGGAAGUUGUAUUUACGGAAUGACUAUCAAAAUGUUUAAUCCUCUAACGAGACUUUUCAUAUUGAGAGUGCAUAGAGAAUGUCAUCCUUUCGUAGCUUCCACCUUACCUUUCGUGAAUAAAAUAAAUGGAUUAAAAGUAAAGUUGACAGUUUUACAUUUUGCAGGAACUAUCAGAUCGUGUUUGAAAUUCGUCAUUGUGUACGAUAUAAAGAAGUUAGAUGAACUUAUAAAAUUAUGUAACGACCAACAUUUAACGGAAGAAGCGAAGGUUAUUAUGAAAGAAUGUCAGAAACAAUUGACUGGAGACGAAGAUUUACAAGAAGAAACGUGAUUGUUUUGUCUAGAAACACUGAAAUGUUUAUCUUAUUAAUUCAUUUAAUAAUCGUUUAUAUGUAAAAAUAUCAUAGUACUAUUUGUUAAAUAAAAAUACAGAUGUUUA